AUGAACUCACCAAGUGCCUCAUCAGCAACGUUGUCGAUUCACUCGGACGAGGACCUCGAUCCCGUACCCGCUGUCAACCAAGUGAACCUGGUACCACAUGAAAGCGAGCACGAUGAUGGCGAAGAACCCACCUUCCGUCCUCCAGAACCGUACCUUUACCCUGUCGAUCAAGAAUCUGUCUCGCCAUCUAUGAGGGCAGCCUCAAACCCCGAUCAACGUAUUUUGAAAGCCGUUUUAUCAAAAGGCUUUGAACUCUAUGAGGAAAUCUCACGCAACGCGCCAUCUCUGCCCAGACACAACUAUUUCGGCAAAUUCGAAGAUCAUACUAGGAUCUUGAAAUGGCCAUCGGAAUACAGCUGUCAUGCAAUUCGUUCAAGGGGACGGAGCUUCGUUGGCAUUACUUCUCCCCUUAUGGAAGCAAUCUGUGCCAGGUUACCGACCAACGUCCGAAUUUCACUUGAAGCUGGAGCAAACCCCAAUGGAACACCCUACUCAAUAAACGAUGAUUACGCAGCUCUUUUCCUAAGAUUCAGGCCGAGCUUGCAACGACUGAGGCUCGGAUAA
Messenger RNA from Hymenoscyphus albidus, 564 nucleotides. The record is from the annotation of a GenBank genome assembly. Lineage: Eukaryota; Fungi; Ascomycota; Leotiomycetes; Helotiales; Helotiaceae.